Rubroshorea leprosula is the source of this 738-nucleotide messenger RNA. NCBI's taxonomy places the organism in Eukaryota, Viridiplantae, Streptophyta, Magnoliopsida, Malvales, Dipterocarpaceae. The record is from the annotation of a GenBank genome assembly.
ACUACUAAAACCUGCAGGUCCUGUAUGAAAAAGGUGCAAGGAAGUUUGGUUUCCUAAGCUUGGCACCGUUGGGUUGUUUGCCGGCCCUCCGCUCACUGAACCCCGACGAGGGUUGCUUGGAAGAGGGUUGCGGCCUUGCACGAGCACAUAAAAAGGCCUUAAGAGUUGUCCUGACCUGCCUUGAAUACAUUCUAAAAGGCUUCAAAUAUUCCAAUUCCAAUUUCUAUGAAUGGCUUGAAGAUAGAAUAAACAACCCCUCAAAAUACGGCUUCAAGGAUGGAGUGAAUGCUUGUUGUGGAACUGGACCGUACGGAGGAGUUUACACCUGCGGAGGGACUAAGAAGGUGAAAGAUUACCAGCUAUGCGACAACGCCGAGGAUCAUGUGUGGUGGGAUUCUUUCCAUCUGACGGAGGGAAUCUACGAGCAAUGCGCCGAGGAGCUGUGGAAUGGACCGCCGUCUACCGUCGGGCCGUACAAUCUGGAAGAGCUCUUCUUCAACCAGGAAAAGAAGAACACCAUUAUCGCCGAUAUCGUUGAUGCCCCAGAAGUAAGAAUCUUCUAACUGCACCCACAAGAAACUCCCGCUCAAAUAAUAAAUACAGAUACGUAUAUACCUACAGAUUCCAUACAUAUUCCUAUAUGUAUUACGAAAAUAAAUACUACUACAUAAGCAUGUUCGCCGCCUAAUGGAAAUGGAGAGUAUUUUUUUAGGCAAUUAAUGAAAUAUUUGAUAAAAU